This is a messenger RNA of Rhipicephalus sanguineus (brown dog tick), 1252 nucleotides long. RefSeq lists its product as uncharacterized. The record is from RefSeq and is a predicted model, not a curated record. NCBI's taxonomy places the organism in Eukaryota, Metazoa, Arthropoda, Arachnida, Ixodida, Ixodidae. The transcript has 6 exons. The annotation marks the transcript as partial.
AUCAGCACCUCGAUUGGCGCGUUUCUCUAAAUGGCGGGAACAGCUGGAAAUAAUGUGAAGAUUUCGUGAUCUCGUUCGUAAUGAUGAGACGUGCGAAUACUGGAGGCACAAUGAAACCGAAAAAGCAGACAUCGCUAGGCAAAGGCCAAAGACUGCUGUCUGGCUAUUUCAACAAGGGCUUGAAACAGUCCACUUGGAAUGAACCAAACAUUGGGAAGAAAGGUGCACCUUCGUUAAUGCUGGAGGUUGUUGACCUGAGUGAUGACGACUUUGUGCCUCCGACACCGUGUGAGCGCUCCUGCAAGCCUACACUGGCAAAGUGCACGUCCAUAGGCAGGUCAUCUGUAAAGAGCCCAAUAAAGCAUUUGGACGCAGAGACCGUCGUAGAAAGGACAUUGCCAAAGUCAUUGAGGCUGAGAAGCUCACCAGUCAAACAAUCGCCCAAGAGUGUAUCUUCAAUAACUGGGACAUUGCCGCAAACAAAAAGAAAACUUGAGGACGAAGUCGACAGCUGCGUUAGUGUCGAUAUCAAGCGCCCAUCGCUUGCUCGGGACUCGAAAAACUGUACUAGUGCCAGCGUUGUUCAUUCCUUGCCAGUGCUAGCAACUAUAGAAAACUUCCCAGAGAAGGCUUCCUUGCAACCGUUUUGGCAAGGUGGCUCGGAAAACCUGACUGUUGAAGAAAUUUGCGCUGACGAUGACUUGGCAUGUGCCAAGGACAUUGCUGUGGACGACUGGGGACUAGAUGACGACUUCGAUCUUGGACACGAAAGCCUCGACAUUGACAUAAAUGCUGUGCCGGUGUAUCGGAGUAUAAAGGCUGUUGUAAAAGAUGUAAGCUACACUACACCAGGGUGUGUUCGCCUUACUGUCCAACAAACUGGAUUGCAAGAGGAGCUUCAGUGUGUGCUAAAAGGGUCCUGGCAAAAUGAAAAGGUCUGCCCUGGCGAUGUCAUCUUCAUUCAUGCCAAGUUCAUAGGGAGGACUGCAAAUAUAGACAGUGAAGGUGGCUUCAUUGUGACAUAUCCCGACAUGCUUGUAAAUAGCACUACAGUAGUGGCCUCUCUGUUCUGCACCCGUAAAAGUGUACUUGCAAGCAAAUUUCGUGACGUUGAUGGAUCCAAUGUGACCAUGCUUGUAGGCAGCAUUGCUCAUGAGUUGUUUCAAAAGGCAGUGACCAGGAAUGCUAGCAAGGAUGGAAUGUUGCAAAUACUCAACAAGGUUCUCCAGAGGAGUGAUUUCUUGCAUGAAAU